AUGCGCCUCCCGACCAUCAUUUCACUGGCCUGCUUGGCCACGGCUGUCUCGGCUUGUGGCCUUUCCAUUCCAUCAUCGAUCCAUCUCAUGGCUCGUGGAGAUGCCCAAUCCCUUGGCAAACGUACCAUAGGCGUUAGCCCACAGCACCCAGUCGCCCAGAACAGCGAGGACCAUUGGACGGUGGCCGAAAACGAACGCCAGAUGCAAGUUUCGGACGACGCCUUCAUUGCCAAAGACUUUGCCCACUUCAAUCACCACCCAAACUCGACUAUGUACUACCCCGGCGGCGUCGUGAUGAACCUGACGGAGCACAUCGAGGACCUCCGCCUUUACUUCUCAAGCUACCCUGAUGCGGCUCCUCACAACCACAACUACAGGGUCAUGUUUGGCGAAGGUGACUGGACUGUGGCCAUCUCUGUCUCUAGCGCCAUCAAUGGCGGUGCUGUUUCUGAUCUCUCGGGCAAUUGGUUGCCGCCUACGAUGCGUCCUGUCAAGUUUGAUCUCAUGACAAUUGCCCGUUGGGACGGGGCUGACAACCUUCCCGACAUCGAGCUCAACCCUUAUACGGCACCUCUCUCGACCAAGCCCGGCGUCGACAAUGCCAAAGCGAACAAGGCUACAAUGACCAAGGCCGACGACGCCUUCAACGCUGGCACCUUCACUGCCGAGGCUCUGCACCUGUCCGAGGACGUCAAGGUCUAUGGGCUGACGGACCAGCCUCUCGAUCUCAAGGGUUUCCUCGCAACGCUCAAGAGUCUCCGCAAGUCGUUCCCGGAUCUGCACCUGGACAACAAGCCGUACAGGCAGAUCAUUGCGCAGGGGGAUUGGACAGCCACAGUUGCUAUGUUGAGCGGCACCUUCAAGGGGCCUCUUGAGCUGCCUCCUUAUCUGGGAUCUUCGCCUGCUCAGCCCACCGGCCGUAAGUUCGACUUGCUUCACUAUACUAUCUGCCGGUGGCAGGAUGGAAAGAUCUUGGAAAUGCGCAUUAACGCAGAUAUCUUUUCUAUUGUCGGCUCGCUCGGGAUUCAGCUCGAGUAG
Messenger RNA from Fusarium fujikuroi IMI 58289, 1038 nucleotides. RefSeq lists its product as uncharacterized. Gene Ontology annotation, biological process: polyketide metabolic process. The record is from RefSeq and is a predicted model, not a curated record. The coding region runs from base 1 to 1038 and encodes 345 amino acids. The transcript has 3 exons. Lineage: Eukaryota; Fungi; Ascomycota; Sordariomycetes; Hypocreales; Nectriaceae.